AUGGGCAAAAUCGAGGACCUGAGGCGGAAGGUCGCCGAAGCGGAGGCUGAGCUUCGAAACUUGAAAGAAGAGCUGGCACAAGCGGAGAAGGAAGUUCGUGACGAGCAGCACCCGCAACCCUGGAAAUGGCCCCUCUUGGCGGAGGAGUAUGAGAGAUACGGGCGGCAGCUGAUCAUCCCAGCUGUGGGGGUGAAAGGCCAGUUGAGGCUGAAAAAGUCCAAGGUUCUCCUCAUCGGAGCCGGUGGACUGGGAUGCCCCGCAGCAGCUUACAUCGCCGGAGCAGGGGCCGGGACUGUCGGUCUCGUUGACGGGGAUGUUGUCGAGGUCUCCAACCUCCACCGACAGGUGGCGCACUCAAUGGAGCGGGUGGGCAUGUACAAGGUCGACAGUGCCAUUGCAUAUUUGAAAGGAUUGAACCCAACGGUCACCUAUCAAGCGCACAAAACACAUCUCACGCCUCAGAAUGCCGAAGAAAUCGUCUCUCAGUACGACAUCGUCCUCGAUUGCACCGACCACCCGACCUCCCGCUACCUCAUCUCUGACAUCUGCGUUCUCCUCCAAAAGCCCCUCGUCUCAGCCUCAGCGUUCCGCACCGACGGUCAGCUCAUUAUCCUCAACUCCCCGGCAGCACCUCAGGGAAGCUUGGAGGGCGGGCCAUGUUACCGAUGUGUUUUCCCAAAGCCACCGCCGCCCGACAGCGUGGUCAGCUGCGGCGAGGGCGGGAUCUUGGGCCCCGUAGUGGGUGUGAUGGGUGUACUACAAGCCCUCGAGGCAAUCAAGCUCGUCGCUGCGGGGGCUGUUGACCCCGAGGUCAAGGUCAAGGAAGCAGCCGCGCCCUCUCUGCUGAUCUUCUCAGGGGCUGCCCCAUCUGGACCGUUCAGGUCUGUUCGUAUGCGCGGGAGGAGGAAGGACUGCUUCGCUUGCUCGGCGCAGUCGACAUUGUCGUUGGAGACGCUGCGAUCCGGAUCUUUGGAUUAUGUGUCCUUCUGUGGUGUCACUGCUCCUGUCAGUAUCUUGGGACCCGAAGAGCGGAUCACCGCUACCGAGUAUGAGCGUCUUUCCAAGGGAGGCUCUGCAAAGCAUCUCCUCCUAGACGUCAGGGAGAAGGAAAACUUUGAUAUCUGCAGCAUUGACGGCGCGAUGAGCAUACCGAUCUCAACCUUCAUGAAGGAUACCCAAGUAACAAAAGACGGAACAUCACCACAGCCCGGGUGGAUACCGACAGACUUGCCCGAAGACGCACCCAUCUACCUGGUCUGCAGAGUAGGCAACGACUCCCAACUGGCGGCAAAGCGCCUCAAGGACUUAGGCCUAAACAGCAACGGGAGAGUCAUUCGUGAUAUCAAGGGCGGCAUGAGGGCAUGGAAAGCCGAGGUUGACCCGACGUUGCCAUUCACAUGA
Molecule: messenger RNA, 1401 nt
Organism: Colletotrichum chrysophilum
Lineage: Eukaryota; Fungi; Ascomycota; Sordariomycetes; Glomerellales; Glomerellaceae
Gene: UBA4
Product: Urmylation protein
Exons: 3
Coding region: 1-1401 (466 amino acids)
Biological process (GO): tRNA wobble position uridine thiolation; protein urmylation
Cellular component (GO): cytosol; cytoplasm
Molecular function (GO): adenylyltransferase activity; thiosulfate-cyanide sulfurtransferase activity; URM1 activating enzyme activity
Source: RefSeq, a predicted model, not a curated record